GUCAAAAAUUCCAGAACAGGCGCCAACAUCGUGAUUGGAAAGCUGCUUAAACGACAUAGUUUUGAACUACAUCUGUCACCGUAUAAAACACUGACCCUCCAUUCCUACUUGGAAAUCUCAAACAAUUUCUCCUGCACUCUGAGCGCUCACCAAAGUCAAAAGGGUAAUAAAUUGAAAACAAUGACAAGUAUGCUGAAAGUAGAGCUGCUCCGCCAUGAACUCGCCAAGCGUGGGCUUGACUCAACUGGAACCAAGCGCUUUCUGGUAGAGAGACUGGAGGGAGCUUUGCUCAAAGAGAAGAAGAAAGAAGAGGAAAAUGGAGACAAUGCAAAUAAUGCUACCGAAAAUAACAAGAGAAAAAGAGGAAUGGAAUCGGAUGUUGAUAAUAACGAAGAUUCAAACGAAGUAAAGGGAAUUGAGGAAUUUCAACAAAUGAAUGUCAAGCAAUUACGCGAACAAGCUACUCUUCGAGGUCUUUCCACUGUUGGAACCAAAAAGGAAAUUGUCCAGAGGCUUUGCGAAGAUGCCAACAGUAAUUCUCUUCGUGUUAAAGUGGGGGAAGAAGAAGAAGAAGAAGAAGAGAAAGAGAGUAUCAAGGAGGAGAAAAUCGUUACUGCCACAAAGAAAGGGGUGGCUGUUCUGGAUCAAGGGAUCCCAGAUGAGAUAAAGGCUCAUUAUCAUGUUUUACAACAGGGUGAUGAUAUCUAUGAUGCCAUGUUAAAUCAGACAAAUGUUGGGCAAAACAAUAACAAGUUCUUUGUGAUCCAACUUCUAGAAUCUGAUGACUUGAAGACAUACAUGGUUCAUAAUAGAUGGGGUAGAGUUGGUGUAAAGGGUCAAACUAAGUUACAGGACCCCUUUACUUCACUGCAAGCUGCAAUUGAUGAGUUUCAAUCAAAGUUCUUUAACAAAACCAAAAACUAUUGGUACAACAGAAAAGACUUUGUUUGUUACCCCAAGUGCUAUACCUUGCUAGAGAUGGACUAUGAUGAAAAAGAAAAAGAAUCUGAUGUCAUAAGAAAGACCAACUCUUCCAUAGGGACUCAAUUAUGGGAGACAAAGCUUGAACCGCGUGUUGCUAAAUUUAUCUCUGUCAUAUGCAAUAUCAGCAUGAUGAAGCAACAAAUGAUGGAAAUAGGAUACAACGCUGACAAAUUGCCUCUUGGUAAGCUAAGCAAAUCCACAAUUUUAAAGGGCUAUGAUGUCUUGAAGAGAAUUGCUGAUGUGAUUGACCUGUCAAACAGGAGCAAGCUUGAGCAAUUAAGUUCGGAAUUUUACACUGUGAUUCCCCAUGAUUUUGGAUUUAGAAAAAUGCGUGAAUUUGUCAUUGACACACCUCAGAAGUUGAAAAAGAAGUUGGAAAUGGUCGAAACCCUGGGAGAAAUAGAGGUUGCAUUGAAAUUAUUAAUAGAUGACAGUAUGGAGGAGGAAGAUCCUUUACAUUAUCGUUAUCAACAACUUCAUUGUGAAUUGGUUCCGCUCGACAAUGAUUCUGAGGAGUUUUCUAUGAUUCUGAAGUAUAUUCAAAAUACUCAUGCAAAGACACAUUCAAAUUAUACGGUUGAUGUUGUUCAAAUAUUCAAGGUGACAAGAGAAGAUGAAAUUGAACGCUUUAAAAAGUUUUGUAGAACGAAAAAUAGAAUGCUUUUGUGGCAUGGUUCUCGGCUUACUAACUGGACUGGCAUUCUGUCCCAAGGUUUGCGCAUUGCUCCACCUGAAGCACCUGUGACAGGUUACAUGUUCGGGAAGGGGGUUUACUUCGCUGAUAUGUUCUCCAAAAGUGCAAAUUAUUGCUAUACUAAUUCUUCCUUCACAACUGGGGUGUUACUUCUUUGCGAGGUUGCUCUGGGCGACAUGGCUGAGCUUCUUCACGCUAAAAGUGAUGCUGAUAAGUUGCCAGAUGGGAAGUUGAGCACAAAAGGUGUCGGUGCAACUGCCCCGGAUCUCUCUGAAGCUGAGAGACUUGAUGAUGGUGUCAUAGUUCCCCUAGGAAAACCAAGAGAGCAAAAACGUGAGGGUGCUUUAUGGUACAAUGAAUAUAUAGUGUACAAUGUCGACCAGAUAAGGAUGCGCUACUUGAUUCAAGUUAGUUUCAACUAUACAAAGUAGUUUUCCUGGAGAAAAUUUUGGUUCUUAAUCUCUCUUGUAAAUUUAUGAAGUAUAUUUGCAUUCUGUGUGUACCCUGCUGUUGUGCUCUGGUUUCAUACGUUUUAAAUGUAAUGAACUGUUUCCUUAGAAAUAUGAAU
This is a messenger RNA of Hibiscus syriacus, 2246 nucleotides long. Its product is annotated as poly [ADP-ribose] polymerase 2-like. Gene Ontology annotation, molecular function: NAD+ poly-ADP-ribosyltransferase activity. The transcript is spliced from 18 exons. Lineage: Eukaryota; Viridiplantae; Streptophyta; Magnoliopsida; Malvales; Malvaceae. The coding region runs from base 181 to 2109 and encodes 642 amino acids. The record is from RefSeq and is a predicted model, not a curated record.